CCCAAAAUUCAUCUGCUAAAAGUUGCGUCUGUAUGAGCCGUCUCUGAGUCUUAUUAUUUUUCUCACUUGGCAGAGUUGUUUUCUCAGAUCUUCUUCUGUGAAUCGAGUAAAUUUCUUAAAACACGUUCUUGGCCAUGGAAUUGAGACCAAAAAUGGAUUGGUUAGGCAACAUCAUUUCAGAUGAUGAAAGUUCUCUUCCUGCAGAGGAGGAGAAGAAGGAGGAGGACGACGAUAGAUAUGAAUUAUUGGGAGAGAACUUUGAAACCUUCCGCAAGCGUUUGAAAUUUUUGAAUCGGUACCGCCCAGACCUCCUGUACCAGGAGAUUUUCAGGUCUAAGAACCCUGACAAGUAUACCAAGGAGUUGAGGAAGCAACAUCAGGCUAAACUUUCACGCACAUUACACAGACGCACGUAUGAGAGGUUGGGUGUCAAAAAGCGUUUAUACGACGUUAAGAUGUACGAAGAACUCUCCCGAAAAGGAGCCGAAACCACUUCGGAUUCGCUUGAAAUAUUAAAAGGAAAACUCCCCCGUGUACGGUUAUCUAAUUUGUCAAUCUAUCCAGCAGUGGUGAUAGGAACCCGUAGGGAGAUGAUUGGCACCCUUGAAGCAUAUUUGAACGGUUUCCGUUUUUCACCUUUCCAGAUAGAUAUCAUGUACAGUAAUGUAAAACAUGCUUUCUUUCAAGAUGGAGAAGAAAAUAAAGCUGGAGAUGAGACCAUAUCCCCGCUCUUGCACUUGCACUUGCACAACCCAAUCAAGGUGGGGACCAAGAUGGUAAACGAUAUCCAGUUCCGUAUUGUGCAUACCUCGAGGGGAAUGAAGAGAUCUGCUCAUUGUUCAUGUAAGUUUGAGGAUCUUAAUCGAGUUAUGCGCAACUUUCUCGCUGAAGUUGGUUGUAUUUGGAGACAGUUUCCUUACCUUUCAUGGACAGAGGUCCAGAGGGUGCAUGGAUUUAAGGGGGAACUUCCCCUGAAAGAACCGCGUGUAUUUUGCCUGACUGGAUAUUGCGUAGUUGAUCUCGUAAAAGCACCUUUCCUUAUUGUCACACUAGAAGAGGUCGAGAUUGCUAGUUUGGUGCUAGUUAAACCUGAGAUGACGGUGUUUAACAUGACAUUCGUGUUCAAGGACUUCGAGCUCGAUGUGCUUCAGAUAUACUCAAUUCCUGGAGUGAAACUCGAUCGCAUCAAACAGUUGCUUGAUAUCAGACGUGUCAAGUACUACGAGAACGAUAAUCUUGAUUGGAGUACUGCACAGUGGAAAUCCAAGUUGGAGACAAUAAGACUUCACCCAAAGACGUUCAUGGAGGAGGGCGGAUGGGAUAAAUUCAACUCAGAGGAGACUGCUGCUGUUUACUCUGACAGCUCAGCAGCGAGUAUUGAGAAUUACUCCUCAGGGCUGGAUUACGACUCUGACGAGCAAUCAUCUCAUAGAGAUCAGAAGUUGGAGCCACCUGCAGAAUUGAAAGAGCAGAAUACUUACUACGCCAAUGACACACCUGGUCAAGUGUCUAGUUCUGGCCGUAAGAAGAGAGAAAAGAAUAAAAUCCCUUCAACUCGGGUAUACUUACUACGCAGACAGCGGGGUGGUGGUGUCGGGAUUGUAAAGAGUAGAGUUUGAUUGCGAAGUUGGUACAAAGGACUUUGAAGUCCUUCAAUGGUGUUGGUGCUGAAUCUGUAGCUGCAGGGUCCAAAGUCCUUCAGGCAUCUUUUCCCCUUUUGGUGUUCUCAGUCACAGCCAUGUGAUGUUCUUUUGGUUUCUGACUGUCAAGUUGGAGUUAAAUUUAUUACUAGGGUUUCUUUCUAUAUUGGAAGCAUGCUCUUAGUCAUCUUAACAGCUAUGCUGAUAAGAUGGUUGCUUUUGCUAGGUAGGUUGCAGUCUGUAUAAUCAUCCUACUCACCAGUGUCCUCUUUUUUUGUUGCUGAUGUAAGGCUAGGCGAUCUUAAAACGUAUAGUAUGAAACUUAGUCUGCUUAAUUAAUUUAAGUUUCUUUUUUCAACAAAAUAGGUUAUAUGUUCAGAGGGCACUUUUUAUCACUUAGCUUGCAGCAUUUAGAAUGGUGACAGAGUUCUCCAUCGACGCAGUGUACCCUUGUAGUAAGAUUUUUGUCAAGGUACUCGUUAAUAGCUAAAUGGAUAUUGUUUUAGUAAAAAGCAACCUCAUAUGAAGCUAG
Papaver somniferum (opium poppy) is the source of this 2172-nucleotide messenger RNA. Its product is annotated as FACT complex subunit SPT16-like. Gene Ontology annotation, cellular component: FACT complex. The coding region runs from base 135 to 1619 and encodes 494 amino acids. NCBI's taxonomy places the organism in Eukaryota, Viridiplantae, Streptophyta, Magnoliopsida, Ranunculales, Papaveraceae. The transcript is spliced from 3 exons. Gene Ontology annotation, biological process: positive regulation of transcription elongation by RNA polymerase II; transcription elongation by RNA polymerase II. The record is from RefSeq and is a predicted model, not a curated record. Gene Ontology annotation, molecular function: nucleosome binding.